Lactuca virosa is the source of this 3591-nucleotide messenger RNA. The record is from the annotation of a GenBank genome assembly. Lineage: Eukaryota; Viridiplantae; Streptophyta; Magnoliopsida; Asterales; Asteraceae.
AGCAGAUUUGGUACAUCACCUACUAAAUCUACCUUUCUCUCUCUCUUCCAAAAAAAUUGAAUACAUCAAUUUCGUCUGCUUUUUCGAUCUAAGACGACAGUUGAUACACGUAGAUUUUGAUCGGAAUUGAGUGAAAGAAUGGAAUCAGAGCAGUUGAUGCCCGGCGGAGGGAGUGGAUCCCAUUACGUCCAAAUGCAAUCGGAGCCGUCGAGGUUGUCAUCGUUUUUCUCGUUUCAUCAAAAUCCGCCUGAGGGAACUCGAAUUUUCGAUGAGUUGCCCAAGGCCACAAUUGUACAUGUCUCUCGUCCAGACGCCGGUGAUAUCAGUCCCAUGCUUCUUUCUUACACUAUUGACUUCCAGUACAAACAGUUCAAGUGGCAGUUAGUAAAGAAAGCUUCACAUGUAUUUUAUUUACACUUUGCAUUAAAGAAACGUGCCAUUAUUGAGGAAAUUCAGGAGAAACAAGAACAGGUUAAAGAAUGGCUUCAAAACCUAGGAAUAGGUGACCACCCUGCAGUUGUGCAUGAUGAUGAUGAUGAUGAUCCUGAUGAUAAUGUAAUGACAUCAAACAAUGAGGGAAGUGUUAGAAAAAGAGAUGUUCCUUCAAGUGCAGCCCUACCAAUGAUACGCCCAGCUCUUGGAAGACAACAUUCCAUGUCAGAUAGAGCAAAGACAGCAAUGCAGGAAUACCUGAAUCAUUUUCUUGGAAACUUGGACAUUGUCAAUUCCAGAGAGGUAUGCAAGUUUAUGGGAGCUUCAAAGUUAUCAUUUUGUCCAGAGUAUGGAUCCAAGUUAAAAGAAGAAUAUGUAUUAGUGAAGCAUUUACCAAAAAUCUCAAACAGGGAUGAUGAAAGAAAAUGCUCCACUUGUUUUUGGUUUAGUUGCUGCAAUGACAAUUGGCAAAAGGUAUGGGCUGUAUUAAAGCCUGGAUUCUUAGCCCUGCUAAAAGACCCGUUUGACUCAGAGCCAUUGGACAUAAUUGUGUUUGAUGUUCUUCCCCCUUCAGAUGGAAAUGGAGAAGGUCGAGUUUCAUUAGCUAAAGAAAUCAAUGAACAUAAUCCUUUACGACAUUCAUUUAUGGUAUCAUGUGGAAACAGAAGCAUAACAAUAAGAAGUAGAAACAAAGGUAAAGUAAGGGAUUGGGUUACUGCAGUUAAUGAUGCUGGAUUAAGGCCACCUGAGGGUUGGUGUUACCCUCAUAGAUUCGGUUCAUUUGCUCCACCACGUGGGCUGACUGAUGAUGGAAGUCAGGCUCAGUGGUUUGUUGAUGGUCGUGCAGCUUUUGAAGCAAUUGCUUUAGCAAUCGAAGGCGCAAAAUCGGAGAUAUUUAUGUGUGGUUGGUGGCUGUGUCCAGAACUGUAUUUGCGGCGUCCUUUUCAAGCCCAUGCCUCCUCUCGCCUUGAUGCUUUGCUGGAGGCUAAAGCCAAGCAAGGUGUUCAGAUUUACAUUCUCAUGUACAAAGAGCUUGCACUUGCCCUGAAAAUUAAUAGUGUCUAUAGCAAGAAAAAACUGGUUGCUAUCCAUGAAAAUGUUAGAGUUUUACGUUUUCCAGACCAUUUCUCUAGCGGUGUAUAUCUAUGGUCCCACCAUGAGAAACUGGUCAUUGUUGAUAAUGAUAUUUGCUUCAUUGGUGGACUUGAUCUUUGCUUUGGUCGUUAUGACUCACAUGACCACAAAGUCGGUGAUGACCCUGCUACGCUUUGGCCUGGAAAAGACUAUUAUAACCCUCGGGAAUCUGAACCAAAUUCAUGGGAAGAUACAAUGAAGGAUGAGCUUGAUCGUAAAAAUUAUCCUCGUAUGCCAUGGCAUGAUGUCCAUUGUGCCUUGUGGGGCCCACCAUGUCGUGAUGUUGCUCGCCACUUUGUUCAGAGAUGGAAUUAUGCAAAGAGAAAUAAAGCUCCAAAUGAGCAAGGUAUUCCACUACUUAUGCCACAGCAGCACAUGGUGAUCCCACAUUACAUGGGCAACAACAUAGAUUUAGAAGAUGAAAACUCCACAAUUCUAGAAAAUCAUAAAGUAAUAAACCAAGAUGAUUCGUCUUCUUCUGCAUCUUCUGAAGACAUCCCGUUGCUAAUCCCUCAAGAGGCUGAUGGUCUAGAAGCUUCUAAUGGACUACCAAAUGGGUCAACAAAUUAUCAUGGUCAAGGUCAACGCAGUAGUAGUAGUAGGCCUUCUAGGACUUCUUUCUCUUUCAUGAAACCAAAAGCUGAAACUUCAGUUCCAGAUAUGCCAAUGAGAGAUUUUGUGGAUGAGGGAGCUAGUUUUAGUUUGAAUGUUGAGAAAGAUUUGUUUGCUGAUGUGGCACCACCACGUGGCAUGAUGAAACCUUCUGAUAAAGAAUGGUGGGAGACUCAGGAGCGUGGUAACUUGGUUGUUUCUGCUGAUGAAACAGGUCAAGUUGGUCCUUGUGUUGCUUGUCGCUGUCAGGUUUUAAGGAGUGUGAGUCAAUGGUCAGCUGGAACAAGUCAAGUGGAAGAGAGCAUUCACAAAGCUUACUGUUCUCUUAUUGAAAAAGCUGAACACUUCAUCUACAUCGAGAAUCAAUUCUUCAUCUCAGGUCUUUCUGGAGACGAGAUAAUACGAAACCGUGUGUUGGAAUCCUUAUACAGGCGUAUCUUGAAGGCAUAUAACGAAAAACAAUUUUUUAGGGUUAUUAUCGUCAUUCCACUCUUACCUGGGUUCCAGGGUGGGCUUGAUGAUGUGGGUGCAGCAUCUGUAAGAGCCAUUAUGCAUUGGCAGUAUCGAACAAUAUCAAGAGGAAACAGUUCUAUUUUACAUAAUCUCUCUGAUGUUCUUGGCCCUAGAGUUCAUGACUACAUAUCUUUCUAUGGUCUUAGAGCUCAUGGUAGACUUUCUCAUGAUGGUAUUGUUGCCUCCAGUCCAGUAUAUGUGCAUAGCAAGGUUAUGAUAGUUGAUGAUAACACAGUCUUAGUUGGAUCCGCUAACAUAAAUGACAGAAGUUUGCUCGGAUUACGUGAUUCCGAGAUUGGAGUACUUAUUGAAGAUAAAGAAGUAGUUGAAUCUUCCAUGGGAGGCAAGCCAUGGAAGGCUGGAAAAUUUGCCUUGAGUCUUCGCCUUUCACUAUGGUCUGAACACCUCGGUCUUCAUACUUCAGAGAUUAAUAAAAUAGCUGACCCCGUGAUUGAUUCGACUUACAAAGAUAUAUGGAUGGCAACUGCAAAGACGAAUACUACGAUCUACCAAAAUGUCUUCUCUUGCAUUCCAAACGAUCUUAUUCAUUCCAGAGCAUCAUUGAGGCAAUGUGUGAGUGAGAGAAAGGCAAAAUUGGGUCAUACUACGAUUGAUUUAGGAAUAGCCCCAAAGAGUAUUGAAUUAUAUGAAGAUGGAAGUGUGAAGGGAAUUGAUCCAAUGGAUAGAUUAGAAGAUGUGCUCAAUCUUUAUUCACCGGAAAAUUGCACAUCCACCGGAGGCACGUCUCUUACCCUCAAAUCUGCCAUCUCUGUCUUCUCAGUUGACCACCAAGCACUCAUUACCCUCAAAUCUGUCAUCUCUAUCGAAGCUUUCCUAAACGAUCAAGGUGAAAUCCAGAUUUGUUCAUCCGACGAAGACGAUGGCGCUGUCCACCACUAG